This is a messenger RNA of Drosophila ficusphila, 720 nucleotides long. RefSeq lists its product as uncharacterized. The record is from RefSeq and is a predicted model, not a curated record. Bases 44 to 583 code for a protein of 179 amino acids. NCBI's taxonomy places the organism in Eukaryota, Metazoa, Arthropoda, Insecta, Diptera, Drosophilidae. The transcript is spliced from 4 exons.
UUUGAUUUAGUUUAGUGUGAGCUGAUCAGCGUACGGUUGAGCCAUGGACUUAAGCAGAAAUUUGUUGCUGUUUUUGGGAUUUAUUUCAAUGUCUAAUAUUGCGUUUUCCAUCUGCAUUCCGCCAAAUCACUGCAUUGAAGAUAUGGAGGAUAGCGAUGCCAUGGAACGAUUCGACUAUGUCCUGGACAAAUAUGAAGAGCUGAAAAUGAAAAUCCCCGGCAAACCAAUUGGCUUGCAUGGCAAAGUGGUUACGCAUGGCGAGUCGGAGGAGCAGCACUUGGUGUUCCACUACAUGGACAAUACGCCGCUCGACGUCAUCCAGACUUGCGCCUUUGUGGUCACCCGGAAUCCCGGCGAGUGCGAAACCAUCCGGACAUACUGCUCGGCCUUUCUGGGCCGCCUGCCACGCCCACUGCUGGAGCGCCAGCCCAUCGCCGUCUGCGAUGACGGAGUUCGAGUGGCCGAGGAGGAACCGGAACCGGAAGACGACCCGGAUGCUGAUGCUGAGCAGGGCCAGGGGGGAGGAGGGGGGUGGCCAGUCGGAGACCACAACAGCGGAACCGGCCAGCUCCAAGUUGAGUGAGUUCUACUAAUUUCCAUAAGCGGUUGGAGUACCCUCUUCUAUAUUUCACAAUAGGAUUUAAGGCAUUUCAAACGCAAUUCAUAUUCAAUUCAUAUGAGGUUAGCAUUUAUUUGAAUUCCUGUAAAAAUUUAUUUUUA